CAUAAUACUUAUUUCAUAUAGAAAAUGUAAGUGGAUGGGUUAAACCCCGAACAACCAUUGUUUGGUUAAUUUAGCUAAUAACCACGCUCUAGUAGGGUUUGUUUACCUUAAGUCUUUACGCCCAAUGCCUCAGCCUCAACUUAUUGCGAGUAAAAAGGCGGGACUCAAAUCAACCAAUGGAUGCAACGAACGUCAAGCAUCUUACAGUACAGUAGCACAAGACAAGAGGCACGAAAGUGAAUGAAGAAAUGAGAGCCAUGUCUCCUGAGGAACCCUUCCAGGACUCUUUAGACGAGGAUGUAGAUGGCUUCUCAGAGCCUGGGAGAGGGAGCAGGAUACGCAGCAGCGUCUACACUAAAACCCCUGAGAUGGAGAGCAACUCUUAUGGAGACUAUGGUGCAACCGUGGACAAAAGUCCCCUGUUGAAGACAUUGAUGAAUGCCGAAGCAGCGGCCAAUUCUGCAGCCAUACAGCUCAUGUCAUUCAAGGAGACACUGGAGGACGAUUUUGCAGACUCAAGACACUCUGCUUCUGAAUACCGGUGGAUGUCAAGGCAGAGAGGCCUUCUGCUGGAGAAGUUGGAGGUUUUUAAACGGAUAAACAAGUCUGUUCGACAGCAACUCCAAGACCUGAAGGAUGCAGAGGCGUCUCGAAUGGAGACAGACAAACACAUCGAUCUCUUAAUAAAGAAGUUUACACAGGCUGAGUGUAAUAAUCUGCAUUUGAAAGGAGAUUUGAAUGAUAAAGAAAAAAUGUCUGAAGAACUGAUGGGUUUGCGGAAGAAAGAAAUGGAGAACACAGAGAAUGCGGUCCAUGCCACCAAGUCUGUGGAGACCACACGUGCUCACCUGCAGGGCCAGCUACGCAUCAGGGAGGCCGACAACAACCGUCUCACCGUGCAGCUCCGGGGUUUGGAGACGCAGUUGACGGCACAGAAGCUGGAGAUAGAUGGUCUGAGGGGGGAGAUCUCUGGUGUUUCGGAGAAGGCAGCGCAGGAGAAAGGAGUCCUGAAGAAGGCCACCCGCGCCCAGAAACAGAGGGCCCAGAGGUUCGAAGCUGCUGUGGAUAAAUGCUACACGAAGCUGAGGGAAAAAGUACGCAUGGGAUGUUCAGCUGGCUGAGGUUCAUUCAGAGAGGGACACAUGGAGGAGACAACAGGAGCAGAAGACAGAUGAGAGAAUACAGCUUGAUGCACAGAUAGGACUGCUAAAAGGCCAAAUAGCAGACAUUACUGUCAAGCUGCAGAAAGAGGGCAGAAUUUGCUGCUGCAAAUGAGGUCUUAUUGCUAAAAGUGGAAAAACUCAACGCUGAAAACAGAAACAUUGGCCUUGAGAACGCAACCCUCAAGGCAUCCAUCGCUGGGCUGGAACUGCAGCUGGUCCAAUCUGAAGCAGCACUGAAAGAGGAGAGCACUAUCUUACAGGAGAGGAAAGACCAAGCAGAACAGGAUCAGCGUCAGGUAGCAGAGCUUCAAAUGGAGGUGGAUGAUCUGAGAAUAAAGUUGGAGAGUGUUCUGAGGGAAACAGAGAACAUUAGAGAAGGAAGAGAGGCAGAAGUGGAGAAGGGGGAGAGCCAAGGGGAGAAGAUGAGAUCGUCAUUGGAAACAAAAGAGUCUAUCCACGAGGCUAACUCACAGCUACAGCAGAAAGUGGAUGCUCUUCAAAAGCAGAUGGAAGAGCUGCAAGGGGAGAAUCAGGGGCUGGUCCGUAG
Molecule: messenger RNA, 1710 nt
Organism: Oncorhynchus keta (chum salmon)
Lineage: Eukaryota; Metazoa; Chordata; Actinopteri; Salmoniformes; Salmonidae
Product: outer dense fiber protein 2-like
Exons: 14
Coding region: 249-1121 (290 amino acids)
Biological process (GO): negative regulation of cilium assembly
Cellular component (GO): ciliary basal body; centrosome
Source: RefSeq, a predicted model, not a curated record